AUGUCUGAGUUUUCGAGCACUCCACAAGAAGAUCCUCUCCAUUCUGUGAACACUGCCCUUUCCCUCUCUUUAACUCCCGCCUCCGAAUCCUGUUCAGGUUUGGAUUUCGAUAUCAGGAGGUCCGUUGAUGAUUUUCACUCUUGGAAUGUUGAUGAUAGUCUCUACUAUGAGUCUCCUUCGAAUUAUAUUGACCAUUAUGAAUUUGGGUUCGAGUUAACACUCGGUGGAAACCAUUCAAGUUCUAGUGGGACUCGGGUUGAUUGGUAUUGGGAUUUGAAUUCGAGUUUUAAUAAUGGUGAUACUGAAAAUAUGAGUUCUAGCAGUCAAAGUGGUGAUGAAUUACAAGAAUUGGAACCAGAGAACUAUGAAAGUGAAAAUCUUUCUGACAUGGUGAUUGAUGAUUUAUUAGAAGAGACAUCGUUUGUGGCACAUAUUUUAGAACCAUCGUUACAUGAUCUUUAUGAGGAUUUGUUUUUUGCCGAUUUAUUUGCUGAUUCUGAGUUAGACACUUCUUUUGAUCCAUGGGUGCUACCUUGGGUUGAUUCAAGGAGAGGUUUAGAGGCUGCCGAGAGCGCAGGGGAAAGUCUGCCUUCGGUGGCUUUGAGAAAGGAUGAUUUGAAGGAUGGGUUUGGGGUUUGUGCAAUUUGUAUGAAUGGGGUUGUGGAGGGUGAGAUGGUGAAAAGGCUGCCUUGUUCUCAUUAUUAUCAUGGAGAAUGUAUCUUGCCUUGGUUGAGGAUUAAGAAUACUUGUCCGGUUUGUCGAUAUGAGCUGCCUGUUGAUCGGUAUGAAUUGUCUAGUGAUGAUCAAGAGCAUGAGAGCUGGAAUUGGCAGAUAUUGGCGCCACCAACUCUGCCAUCUGAUCUGCAAGGUUGGAGUUGA
Messenger RNA from Dovyalis caffra, 879 nucleotides. NCBI's taxonomy places the organism in Eukaryota, Viridiplantae, Streptophyta, Magnoliopsida, Malpighiales, Salicaceae. The record is from the annotation of a GenBank genome assembly.